Messenger RNA from Durio zibethinus, 2077 nucleotides. RefSeq names its product heavy metal-associated isoprenylated plant protein 37-like. NCBI's taxonomy places the organism in Eukaryota, Viridiplantae, Streptophyta, Magnoliopsida, Malvales, Malvaceae. The record is from RefSeq and is a predicted model, not a curated record. Gene Ontology annotation, molecular function: metal ion binding.
GUCUUCACGAGAAAGAAUAAACAAGAGGGUACAUGUGACAAACAGGAGAGGGAUAGGAGAGGUCAGGUGAGCUUGUCAAGUUGCUGUUCUGCUGUCAUUGUUUCUCCUCAGUAUUUAACGUUUGUUAAAUCACAUCAUUUCAGAAUUCCAAUAUAGCAGUCUAGAUUAUCAUCACCCCCACCAUUUCCUCUCACUUUUUUUCUCGGACCUUGCUCUCCCACGUUUCACUCUCUUUAUUUAUGAUAUAUUCUUCCUCUGACUUCUUUUUUUUUUACUCCUGCCUGCCUCCACUUUUUGUGCUGGUAAAUUUUCUCCUGUUUGCCUUGGCAUUACGGGUUGUUCUUUUUUCUUUUAAAAGGAAGAAGCUUUCAAGCUUAAAAAUCCAUGUGCUUUUUCUUUUAGUCUCUUUUUGAGUUGAACUGAAGAAGAGAAGGAAGCCAACAAGCAAGCGAAAGAAGCAAAGAUUCUCUACUUGUAGAACUAGAAACUCACAUGCAAUCCUGUUUAACUCCUCCCUAGUAUCAGGUGUCGUCUUUUUUUUUUUUUUUCUCACAGAGAGCAAGUCUUUCAUUCGAAACAGAGGUGAAGAAAUGACUAAAGAAGAAGACUUUAAGCUACUCAAGAUUCGGACUUGUGAUCUCAAAGUGAACAUACACUGUGAUGGAUGUAAGCAGAAAGUGAAGAAACUCCUUCAGAGAAUUGAAGGUGUUUACCAAGUAAGCAUAGAUGCAGAGCAGCAGAAAGUCACAGUCUCAGGAAGUGUAGAUUCUGCAACAUUGAUCAAGAAACUGGUCAGAGCUGGUAAACAUGCUGAAGUUUGGUCCCAGAAGUCCAACCAAAACCAAAAGAACAACUGCAUCAAAGAUGAUAAGAACAACAACGAAGGCCAAAAACAAGGCUUGGUCAAAGGACUUGAAGCCUUCAAGAACCAGCAGAAAUUUCCUGCUUUCAUUUCUGUGGAAGAUGAUGAUUGUAUGGAUGAUUAUGACCAAGAGGAUGAGCUGCAAUUUCUCAAACCAAGUCAAUUGGGUCGGUUGGGUCAGCUUGGUUUGCUUAAGCAACAAGGUCUUGAUGAAAAUAAUGCCAGGAAAGGUGUUGGAAACAUUACUGCAGCUUCCGGCAAUAAUAAUAAAAUGAACAACAAUCUUAUAAAUGGGAAUACUGCAAAGAAAGGAAACCACAAUCCAGGUGUGCUUGACCAAAAUACCUUGGCUGCUCUGAAGAUGAAUAAUGCUCAAUUGGGUGGUUUAAACAUCAAUGCAGCAGCAGAGGGCAAGAGGGGAAAUGACAUCAAUUCCAUGAUGGGUCUUUCAGGUUUUCAUGGAAUUGCUGCUAAUGUUUCCAAUGCUGCAGCUUUAGGAGGCAAUCCUAAUGCUGUUGGAGGAUUUCAAGUUCAAUCCAACAAUGGAUUGCAGGGCUCUUCUGAUGUAAGUUUUCCAACUGCGGGAUAUGCUACUGGUCAAUAUCCAUCAUCUAUGCUCAUGAACAUGAAUGGCUACAACCAUCCAUCAUCAAUGAUGAACAUGAUGAACCUGCAGAACAGGCAUGCAAUGCAGCAACAACCCCUGAUGAUGUAUAAUAGAUCCCCGUUGAUUCCUCCUACCACUGGAUAUUACUAUAAUUAUAAUCCUCCUCCAUACUCAUUCCCUGAAGCCGCCAAUUACAAUGCUGAACAUUCUGCAGCAACCCAUAUGCUCGGUGAUGACAACACAAGCAGCAGCUGUUCAAUAAUGUAAUGAGAGGAAAGGGAAAAUAUGUAUAGAGAGAGAAUGAACGGAGUUUGUUUGACAUGAAAUUCUCUCUUCUAAGUGGAGCUAGUGGGUUUUGACAGUAUUCUACUAUGUGGUGUAGAGGGUAGCAAAGAUGCUGGAAUGCGAUGUCUGAGUGAAUCUUUUGUCUAGUGUUGUAUUUGUGUAGUUGUUAAGAUGAUGUCCUCUUGUUUUUUUUCUUCUGAUCUGGACUGGAAUGAUAAUGGGAUCCACAAAAAUACUAAGCAAAGGAGUGAUUAAUCUAUGGCUGUUAACUAAUUUAUGCGAGUGUAAGUGUAUGGUUUUUGAGGACCGGUAAAAAUUUAGAU